Molecule: messenger RNA, 793 nt
Organism: Chaetura pelagica (chimney swift)
Lineage: Eukaryota; Metazoa; Chordata; Aves; Apodiformes; Apodidae
Product: nuclear receptor subfamily 1 group D member 1-like
Exons: 6
Biological process (GO): cell differentiation; positive regulation of transcription by RNA polymerase II; negative regulation of transcription by RNA polymerase II
Molecular function (GO): nuclear receptor activity; RNA polymerase II cis-regulatory region sequence-specific DNA binding; zinc ion binding
Source: RefSeq, a predicted model, not a curated record
AGCAAACCUGGCAGCACCGUCACCAAGCUGAACGGGAUGGUGCUGCUCUGUAAGGUCUGUGGAGAUGUCGCCUCUGGCUUCCACUACGGUGUCCACGCCUGCGAGGGCUGCAAGGGCUUCUUCCGCCGCAGCAUCCAGCAGAACAUCCAGUACAAGAAGUGCCUCAAGAACGAGAACUGCUCCAUUGUCCGCAUCAACCGCAACCGCUGCCAGCAGUGCCGCUUCAAGAAGUGCCUGCUGGUCGGCAUGUCCCGUGAUGCGGUGCGCUUCGGGCGCAUCCCCAAGCGGGAGAAGCAGCGGAUGCUGGCGGAGAUGCAGAGUGCCAUGAGCGGCAUGGGCGGCGCUGUGCCCGGGAUGCCCGGCCCCGGCGAGGGUCCAGCACCGAGUGGGGGCCGAGCCUGCCCCAUGAACAGCCACCCGCCCGGCCGCAGCGGGCGCUCGGUGCAGGAGAUCUGGGAGGACUUCUCCCUCAGCUUCACCCCUGCUGUCCGCGAGGUGGUCGAGUUUGCCAAGCACAUUCCAGGCUUCCAGGCCCUCUCCCAGCAUGACCAGGUCACCCUGCUGAAGGCCGGCACCUUCGAGGUGCUGAUGGUUCGCUUCGCCUCGCUGUUCGACGUGAAGGAGCAGACGGUGACGUUCAUGAGCCGGACGAAGUACAGCCUGGAAGAGCUGUGGGGCAUGGGCAUGGGCGACCUGCUCAGCUCCAUGUUCGAGUUCAGCGAGAAGCUCAGCGCCCUCGACCUCACCGACGAGGAGCUGGGGCUCUUCACUGCCGUGGUCCUGGUGUCAGCAG